Molecule: messenger RNA, 1520 nt
Organism: Caenorhabditis angaria
Lineage: Eukaryota; Metazoa; Nematoda; Chromadorea; Rhabditida; Rhabditidae
Source: the annotation of a GenBank genome assembly
AUGCAUCCUACGAUUGAAAAAUCUCAAAAACUUCGCCUGAAAGUCGAAGGAAUUCGCGAAUUAGGCGCGAACAAGAUCUAUAGUGCUGCGAUUCGAAUUGGCGAUCAAGAUUGGUUAGUUUUUCAGAAGUUUUUUUCAAAAAUAAAUUCCAAUUUUAGGAAACUCGCAUCGAACAUUGAAGAAGGAAAAUUCAACAUUUUCCUCGUCUGCGAAACAAACUCGGAGCAAAAAAAUUGGCUGUGCGAAGUCAACGCGGAAGUUUCGAUGCUCAAACAAAUUGGCAAUGGUUCGAAUUUGACUCAAGAAUUCAUUCAUCACUUCGAUUUCAAUAAUCGCGAGAAAAAAGUCGAGUUUUGCAAACUCGAAUUCAUCGACAAUGGUUUCGAAGUUGAUAAGAAUGUUUUCAUCGAAAUCGAAUUUGAUUACAAAUUCUAUAACUUCGCGGAACUUUUCCCGAAUUAUAUUGAUCGAUUGAUUUCGGUUGAAGAGGUUGAAUUUAAAGUAAACAAAAUGGUAGGUUUUUUUUGGGGGAAAAUUAUCUAACAAGGGUGAAAAAUAUUGAAAUAUACCAAAUCGACCAUUCUGAUCACAAAUCCGAAGUCAAAAAUUGCCCUGUGAGCACAUUUCUGGAGCUCCAAAGUUAGUUCGCCCAUUUUCACCAUGUUCCUGGGUGGAAAAUCAAUUCCUAUAACUUGGAUAAGGUUGUUCACCACAUUCGAAAACCUAUCAGCUUUUUAGAUUAUCAAAAAAUAAAAAGUGAAAACUGUAAUUUUUCAAAAUGCACAAAAAACUUUGAAAAAUUACAGUUUUCAGCUAGUUUUUCAUAUUUUUUGAAAAACUAUAAAGCUGACAGGUUUUGGAAUGUGGUGAACAACCUUAUUCAUGUUAUAGAAAUUGAUUUUCAACCCUGGAACCAGGUGAAAAUGGACGAACCAACUUUGAAGCUCCAGAAAAGUCUCACAUGGCAAUUUUUGACUUCGGAAUCGUGAUCAGCAUUUGGUAUCAAAAGUUCAACGCUUCCCUUGUAAACAUUGUCUAAAAUCUAUUUUUCUAGCAACUGGCAUCGGCUUCGGAAUACUUCUACGAUCUUUUCGUCACAAAAGAUUCAACUGCGAGCAAGAUCUUGUUGGAAUACAACUCCUCAGAGUUUAUGCAAUUUCUCGCCGCCAUUCAGCCAAAUUCAAUCGAAGUCACAGGUAAGAAAUCUACUUAUUUUUGUCUAGCUUCAAAAAAAUUUUCCAGCCUCAAACUAUCAAUCAUUGAUGAGAAGCGCUCAAGAAUUCCGUGCCUCAUUUUUGCAUUACAAAAUUGAGCACUUCUUGAUUUGGUUCAAAGAUUUGGAGCUCUUCGAAAAAUUGAAGCUUGCGGACAAGUAUAAUUACACUUUGUUGAGAAGAUUCUGCGUGAAAUCCAUCGAUGAUUUGGGAAAUAUCAAAAUCAUCUCAAUGAAACCAGAAUUCGAGAAUCUCUCGACUGAGUCGAAAUUCAGAAUUCUCCGCCGAGGAAUCGAUAUUGUUUAA